AUGAGCCGCCUUGUUUCCAGUCUGAGGGACCUAUUCCAGGGCCGGCCCCGCAAGGAGCUGUACAUGAAUGUCUCUACCGUCGACUCGGACUCGGGCGACGAGCUCAAACAACAAUACGAACCGACCAGCAACAAGCCGGGCCAACACUCGAGAACCGCUCCUCCUUAUGUCAAAGCCAUCGUGUUCUUUCUGGGAGGGUUCACCUCCGCCCUAGCUUUGGCCGUGGCAGUGGCCCGGUCCCUGCCCAUUCCAUCUGCGCCGUCGGCAGACACGUCGAGCUUCGCCGGCGUCGUGCAGCCUGCUAUCCCCGGGCUGUACUUUUCCGACACGGUGGACCCCCAUCCCCUCCUGAACAGGAGCUGCGGGCAGUCCGUGGCAGAAGCAAGACAGGCAGGGUGCGUCUUCGACCUACUGUCAACAGCAUGGACGCCGGCCGAGUGCGUGGACUUGAGUGUAACAGAGGAGUUCAUCACAGCCAUCACGAAGGACGGCGCCUGGCCAUAUUACCACGACAAGGAGGGCAGGCUCCCCUUUGAGGACAUGGAGGUGCUCAGGGCGGGAGACUGGGUGGGACAGGAGCUGUGGUCAACCAUGAGGUUACAUCAGCACCACUGCCUCUUCACCUGGCGGCGGAUGCACAUUGCCUACAACGGUGGGCCGCCUGUCGACACGGUCAGCCGGGGCCUUCGCCACACGAAACAUUGUGCGAAGAUGCUGUUACACAGGGACCCGCCGGAGUCGGUGUCUGGGCUGCAGCACGUUUAUUUCCGAAGUUGUUAA
Molecule: messenger RNA, 780 nt
Organism: Diaporthe batatas
Lineage: Eukaryota; Fungi; Ascomycota; Sordariomycetes; Diaporthales; Diaporthaceae
Exons: 2
Coding region: 1-780 (259 amino acids)
Source: RefSeq, a predicted model, not a curated record